CAGCUUUUGCCUUGUUAUUCCUCUUUCAAUUUCGUUGCUGUAAAUUAUUAGUACAUCUUGAAUUUAUUGUUGAAAGUUGAGUUUGUUGCUGAAAUUAUGAUUAGCUAAUGUUAAUUUGCUGUAAAUCAUAUUUGGAGAAUUGGAGUUUUUUUUGGUUGCUCCCUGAAAGUUAUCAUAGUUUAAGUUUUUGUUGCUGCCUGAAAGUUGUCAUAGUUAUCAUAGCUGAAUUUGUUGCUAGAAUUCUAGAAGUAGAAUUUGUUGUCAGCUAUAAGUUGAAUUUGAUGCUGAACAUAUCAUAAAUGUGGUUGUUGCUGAAAGUAAAAUUUGUUGCUGGAUAACUGAGUUGAGUUGAAUUUGUUACUGAACCUUGUUGUGUUGCUUAAAAAAUGCUAAAUCUUUUGUUGGUGUAUGUUAAGGGAUAAGAGAUAAGAGAGUUGGUCAGUAACAAAAUUAGUUUGGUAUAGUUAGUUAGGGUUUGUUAUUCUGAUCUCUAAUCUUUCUCUCUUUUCUAACUCUGUUAUAAAUGAAGCUCUUGCAUCCCUCUAAGAGGUAUGUAGAAUUGAUUUAUUGAUGGAAGAAUAAGAUGAAGUUAAUUUAGUUUGCUAGUUUCUUGUAGCUCUCUCUUCAAACUCUUCUUUCUUUGUUUCUGAUGUUCUGCAUAACGCAGUGUUUCUUAUGGAAGAUAUAGAUGCAAAUCAAAAUGAGGAAAAUGUUGAUCAAGCUCCAAAUUUGUCCUAUGAAGAUAUAUAUGUCGAAUUUAAGAUCACUUGGACUUGAUUUAUCGAUUGUGGGCCUGACCUUGACCUUGAGCUAAGCGUCGUUCUGGUUUUGGGCCUUAUUGGUGGGUUCUUGCAAUCCUAGGCGUCGGUAUCAAGAAUCAACAGAAUCUUUCUUCUCGUUGUUGACGGUUAACCACGGCCGCACCUCCUCUGCGCUGGCGAAGUUCCCUGCCACGCUUGGCUGCUUCAUUUUUUGCGACACAGACACCAUAUGGAUCUUCUGCGCGACGCAUAUUACCAUGCCUCAGACGACGAAGAUCAGCCCAAACGUCAGAGGCUAUCACUCUCGUCUUCUUCUUCUUCUUACCCUCCAAAACCCUAUUUUCCUCCAACUCCUUCUCCAUCUUCUUCUCUCAAUCCAAAUCCCAUUCCUGGAAGCUAUGUUUCAAAGAGACAACGAGCACUUCUCGCUCCUCUCCCUGACCCUGACCCUAUCCCUCUCCCGCUUCACUCUUCGUCUACACAUUCUGCCACAGGAAGUAUCUCAGAUGCUGAUAUACCACGUAAUGUUUUAUCAUUACUGAAAAACAAACCGAAGUGUCAUCAAAGCCUGAAUCCGAUGCCCGAAAAGCUAUCUGCGGCUCUAUGUGGGCAUACCAAAGCCGUCAAUGCUAUACAUUGGUCAUCAACUCAUGCUCAUCUCCUGGCAUCUGCUGGGAUGGAUCAUACGGUUUGCAUUUGGAAUGUAUGGAGCAGAGAUCAGAAGAAGGCACGCAUGUUGAACUUCCACAAUGCAGCGGUGAAAGAUGUGAAAUGGUCUCCACAAGGGCUCUUUCUACUUUCAUGUGGGUAUGAUCAUACAUCGAGAUUGAUCGACGUUGAAAAGGGAUCAGAGACUCAGGUUUUCAAAGAAGAUCAAGUUGUUGGAGCUAUUAAGUUCCAUCCGAACAAUUCAAAUCUUUUCCUUUCUGGGGGAUCACAGGGCCAUAUCAAACUAUGGGAUAUCAGAACUGGAAAAGCAGCGCAUAACUAUACUCGGAAUUUAGGUCCUAUUUUGGAUGUUGAGUUUAUGGUGAACGGGAAGCAAUUCAUUUCUUCUAGUGAUGUAUCUAGGAGCAAUGUCAGCGAGAACUCUAUCAUUGUUUGGGAUGCUUCAAGGGAGGUUCCGUUGUCUAAUCAGGUUUAUGCAGAAGCUUAUACUUGUCCGUGUAUAAGGUGCCAUCCAUUUGAUUCGACUUUUGUUGCCCAAUCAAAUGGGAAUUACAUUGCUAUUUUUACUGCCACCCCGCCUUACAGACUCAACAAAUAUAAGCGGUACGAGAGCCAUGGUGUCUCUGGCUUUCCAAUUACUUGCAACUUCAGCUUGGAUGGGAAGAAGCUUGCCUCUGGGUCUUCAGAUGGUUCUAUUUACCUUUACGAUUAUCAGUCAUCAAAAGUUUUAAACAAAAUCAAGGCCUACGACCAAGCAUGCAUCGAUGUCACCUUCCACCCUGCUCUACCUAACGUUAUCGCUUCGUGCUCAUGGGACGGAAGUAUUUCUGUGUUUGACUUGCAAACAUAAAAACUGGAAGGAGUGCACAGUUUUUGGUUUCUUUGAGUCAAUGUAGUGGUUCCUGUUUUGUUAUAACUAAUGGUUUGAACGGUGAAACCUCUCAGGUUUUAUUUCUUGAGAGUUGUGUUUUUUUAAUUAUUCUACCUUUCAGAUUGGGUUUAUUGUGUAUUCCAUUACAGAUUAGAUCAAGGUGAAUCAUAUGUUGUUUAAAGAACUGUUCAAAAGUAUUUGCCUCAAGUGAGAAAUCAAUGACUAAACUCUAAUGAUGUGACAGAUUCUUGUUCUGAAUAGUAUAGCAACUACAAAUAUUGGAAGAGAAUUAUUUAAUUAUUUGUUU
Messenger RNA from Arachis ipaensis, 2608 nucleotides. The record is from RefSeq and is a predicted model, not a curated record. Lineage: Eukaryota; Viridiplantae; Streptophyta; Magnoliopsida; Fabales; Fabaceae.